ACAUCAUGCUUCGUAUUUUGACGCUGAAAUGAAAGAGUAGGUGCGUUGUGUAUGUCCUUCUACGUUACGUCAUUCGGCAAUAAUUUUUUUUUAAUAAAUAGUAUAAAAUGGAAACAUAAGAACUGAGCCAGGCCUAAAACACAAGACCGAGUGGCAUAAAGAAUAGAUCACGCUUGCGUUCAUCGCAGACGGAGCAGGUAAUGAUGUCGAGCUUCAGCAUUUGGUUUGCUCUGGGGGCGCUAGCUCUUGUAUUUGUCUCAUCGGUUUCGGCCGACGAUGUGGUCGUGCUGACGGAGUCCAACUUCGAUCAAGAAGUUGGCCAAGAUCGCAGCGCUCUUGUCGAGUUCUAUGCUCCCUGGUGUGGACACUGUAAAAGGCUCGCACCAGAGUAUGAAAAACUGGGAGCAAGUUUUAAAAAAGCCAAGUCCGUUUUGAUUGGGAAGGUAGACUGUGAUGAUCAAAAAAGCCUUUGCAGCAAAUAUGGUGUCUCUGGUUAUCCCACUAUUCAAUGGUUUCCUAAGGGGUCUUUGGAACCAAAGAAGUAUGAUGGGGCACGUACUGCAGAAGCCCUUGCUGAGUUUGUAAACAAAGAAGGAGGAACCAAUGUGAAGAUAGCUUCUGUUCCAUCCAGUGUGGUGGUUCUCACUCCAGAUAACUUUGAUCAGGUUGUCUUGGAUGAAACAAAAGACGUUCUGGUUGAGUUCUAUGCUCCAUGGUGUGGUCAUUGUAAAGCCCUUGCCUCUACUUAUGAAAAAGUCGCUACAGCAUUCAAACCGGAGGAAGAUGUUGUGAUAGCAAAUAUUGAUGCUGACCAACACAAAGAUAUUGCUGAGAAGUAUGGUGUAAGUGGUUAUCCGACUCUCAAAUUUUUCCCAAGGAACAAUAAAGCUGGUGAAGAUUAUGAUGGUGGCCGAGAUUUGGAUGACUUUGUAACUUUCAUCAAUGAGAAAUGCGGUACCAGCCGUGAUGGGAAGGGACAGCUUACUUCUAAAGCUGGUUUAGUACCAACUCUGGAUGGCUUGGUGAAAGAUUUUGUGAGUGCUUCUAGUGAUGAAAAGAAAGAAGUUUAUUCUCGGCUUGAGGAGGAAGCUAAGAAACUGAAGGGAUCUGCUGCAAGAUAUGGCAACAUCUACUUAAAAGCUGCUAAAAACUGCAUUGAGAAAGGAGUGGAUUAUGCAUCAAAGGAGAUUCAAAGACUUGGGCGCAUACUUGACAAGUCUGUCAGCCCUGCAAAGGCAGAUGAGCUCACUCUCAAGAAGAACGUCUUGUCUAAGUUUAUUGCUUGAUCUGCUGUCAGAAGUUGGAAGAGCUAUUGACUGAGUUUCUGCUUAUAGAGGUUAUUUGUAGUUCCUUAGUACCUGGGGCCUUGUUGGUCUAAUUUCUACGAAAUUGCAGCGAACAUGCGCUGAGUUAUAGAAAGUGAAGCAAAAAAGAUAGAUCUUCCAUAUGGGAAAUCAUAUUAGAGACUUACCAGGACGACUUGAGGUUUAAUUGGAGGCCAUUUUGUACAAUUUUCCAUUCUGGGCUUACUGGUACCGGCAUGGGAUCUUUUAUUGAAAUGAACUUGCAUCUUUAGGGAUUGAGGUGUGAUAUUUAUCCUA
Molecule: messenger RNA, 1601 nt
Organism: Neltuma alba
Lineage: Eukaryota; Viridiplantae; Streptophyta; Magnoliopsida; Fabales; Fabaceae
Product: protein disulfide-isomerase like 2-1-like
Exons: 11
Coding region: 201-1286 (361 amino acids)
Biological process (GO): protein folding
Cellular component (GO): endoplasmic reticulum
Molecular function (GO): protein disulfide isomerase activity
Source: RefSeq, a predicted model, not a curated record